Molecule: messenger RNA, 951 nt
Organism: Panicum hallii
Lineage: Eukaryota; Viridiplantae; Streptophyta; Magnoliopsida; Poales; Poaceae
Product: putative E3 ubiquitin-protein ligase SINA-like 6
Exons: 2
Coding region: 1-951 (316 amino acids)
Molecular function (GO): zinc ion binding
Source: RefSeq, a predicted model, not a curated record
AUGGAGAAACGGAGCGGGAACAUGGCCACGGCGGCCGACAGCGUCGCCACGCCGAAGAAGGCGAGGACCGCGCUGCGGAGAGCCCCCGCGCCCAAGGAGGAGCCGGGGCACGAGGCCGUCGCGGGCGAGGAGCCAACGACCCUCGACGUCACCCUGCUAGCCCCGGACGCGCUGGAGUGCCCCCUCUGCUCCGCGCCAUUCGAGGCCGCGAUCUUCCAGUGCAAGAACGGGCACGCCGCGUGCCGGGGCUGCUGCGACCGCGUGCGGGGGACGUGCCCGUCGUGCCGCGCGCCCACCGGCGCCAUCCGGUGCCGGCCGCUGGAGCGCGCCAUCGCGGCGAUGCUGUUCCCCUGCGCGUUCAGCGCCGCCGGGUGCGAGCGGCGGCUCCGGAUCUCCGAGAAGCGCGCCCACGAGGCGGCCUUCUGCCAGCACGCGCCGUGCGCGUGCCCGGUCCCGGGCUGCGCCUACGCGGGCCUCUCGCUCCAUGACCACAUCCGCCUUGCGCACCAGGGCAACGGCGACAGGGACGCCGGAGCCGCCGUCCGCUUCGUCCGGGAGGCGACGGUGACGCUGCACCGGAGCAUGGUGUUCCGGGUGCUCCUCCAAGUGCCUGACUCGCGCGUGUUCCUGCUGGCUAACAGUGGGAACGUCCCCUCGGGCCGCUCGCUCUCGCUGCUCUCCCUCGGCCCGCGCCCCGACGGGGACGGCGUGCUGGAGUUCACCAUGGUGGUGCGCGCCGGCGGGGAGACUGGCGGCGCGCUCUCGCUGUCGGCGUUCGGACCCGUGCCGUGCGCGCGCCGGUGGGCGGGGCCCGAGCACCUCCCGGCCGAAGGCUUCCUGUUCGUGCCGGACGCGUACUGGAGCUCCUCCGGCAGCGUCUCCGUCACCGUCCACGUGGGCGCGGAAGUCGGCCGUGGCGCGGCGCACGGGAGGAGUCCCCGGAACAGGUAG